Molecule: messenger RNA, 1824 nt
Organism: Effrenium voratum
Lineage: Eukaryota; Dinophyceae; Suessiales; Symbiodiniaceae
Source: the annotation of a GenBank genome assembly
AGCUGGUUCGCGCCCGGUCAGCGCCCGCUUUGGGCAAUGGCAAUGGCGCAGGAAAGCAUGGACGAGACCAUGGAUAUGGCCGCCACACAGGAAGGGUCGCCGUGGGCGGCCGCCAAUUAUUCAGCCCAGUCAAGCGGCACUAUUCAAUUUGAGAUGAGGAAUGCCACCAAGCUUUGCAUGACGAGUGGCAACACUCAGGAGCCAGAGCAGACCGAGAUAGUGCAACUGAAGGUGCAUGGCGGUGGUGGCCUGACGGCGACAAUGGUCCCGGAAGGCCUAGGCCUGGAUAGCCAUGUGCUUGAUGGCACUGUUCGAGCAAGGCUGUCGCCUGAGGAGCGCCUGGCUCGAGAAGUCGCCCGGCGCCGGCAGUUGGAGCUGGAGCGGCGGCAGCGCAUCUUCAACUCCAAGCGCCGACUCAUCGGCAUUGACAAGCAGGUGAUAGAUGCGCAAGUUGCGGAGCAGCAACUUAGGAAAGAGGAGCAGAAGCGGCUUGAUAUCGCCGAAGAUCGCGCGAUGCUUGCGCUUGACAAGCAGCUGAAGUUACAAGAGGCUGCCAAGAAGCAGACCAUCUUCGAGUUGGAAAAGGAUUGUCGAGAGUUCAGCUCUCAGCAGCUAAGCAAAGAGAAGAGCGACACCUUUGACCUCAACGACCCGCUGCGGCUUCGGAAGGAGGCUCAGAUGCGGUAUGGCGAUGCCGACCCGCGAUGCGGGGCAGCCAGCAUGCUCAAGUUUGGCGGCGAGGACCUCAUGAAGGCCGAGCGCAAACGGCAGCAGCAGAAGCAGCAGGUGAUGUUCAUUGAGCAGCAGCAGUUCGAAAAGGAGAUGCUGAUCGAGGAGAACAGCGACAAGAAGUAUAUCCAGGAGACAGCGGAGAUGAUCGCACUGCGAAAUGAGAUGGAGACGAACGAGCAGAACCUGCGCAAGGAGUUGCAGCAAUCGCAGCAGGCUGUGAACUUGGACCAUGCCGCAGGUCGGGCCAGGCAGCAGCAGGAGCUGAAAGAGCAGGAGUCUUUGCUCGAUGCAGCGGAGCUCUAUCAUCACGGCCAUGACCCAUUCCUGAACGAGUGCAAGGACAACACAAAUCCAAAUGGCCGUGUGCGGAGGGCAGAGUACAAAGGUGCCACCAAGGAGGAGCGUAUGCAGGGACUGCGCAUUCUGCGGCAGCAAGCGGCGGAGCAGAACAUGCAGAAGUACAACGAGAAGGUGGAAGAUUUCCGGUUCCAGAAUCUCCAGGAGGCUGCCAGGAGGCAGCUGAUCCUCCAGGAGAGGGACAAGGCUCGCAACCGCCGCGCCAUGGCGGAGGCGAUGGCCAAGGAGAAUUUGCAGCUUAAGGCCGAGAAAGUGCAGCAGACGAAGGCAAUGAAUGAGCUGUACACCAACAAGUUCUCCGAUGACUUCUUCGCGCAGUUCGGGACCACCACACGAUGAAAGUGUAGCUUGCUGAGUCUUUUGGCAUGCCUCGCGCUGUGCCUGCAGAACAUCUUGUUUCAGAGUCUUAGUCUCAGCCAGUUGCAUUUGGUGCAAGAAUCCCGCCCAGCCAAAAUAUGGCUGGAUGAAAGCUUCUUCGCUUGGUAUCGCGCAUGUGGUUGCUUGCAAGAAUCCGCAAGACAAGCUUUCGGCGCAGCAGUGCGCGUACGCAGUCGUGUCACACUCCACACUUUCUCGGAGGUCUCACUGCACGAUCCAUUUUGGGUUCUGAUUGUUUGGUGAACAACUCAUUCCACAGUGUCAAUUCUUAGCUAAAACUAGGCAAGGCAAAUGUUUCUGGAUGGCAUCGCGGAAAUCCCCAAAGGGAUGACCGAUGAUUGAAAACAAAAGAGCACA